Messenger RNA from Aureococcus anophagefferens, 981 nucleotides. RefSeq lists its product as hypothetical. The transcript is spliced from 2 exons. The record is from RefSeq and is a predicted model, not a curated record. Gene Ontology annotation, cellular component: cytoplasm. Gene Ontology annotation, molecular function: cysteine synthase activity. The coding region runs from base 1 to 981 and encodes 326 amino acids. Lineage: Eukaryota; Pelagophyceae; Pelagomonadales; Pelagomonadaceae.
AUGGCGUUCGACAAGUCGAAGAUCGCCGAGGACAUCACGGAGCUGAUUGGGGGCACGCCCAUGUGCAAGCUGCGCAAGGUGCAGGGGGACAAGUGCCAGGCGGAGAUCGUCGUCAAGCUCGAGUCCAUGGAGCCCUGCAACUCCGUCAAGGAUCGCAUCGGCCUGUCCAUGAUCGCCGAGGCCGAGAAGCGCGGCGACAUCGCGCCGGGCAAGACGACGCUCGUCGAGCCGACGUCCGGCAACACGGGCAUCGCGCUCGCCAUGGUCGCGGCGUCCAAGGGCUACGACAUCGUCCUGACCAUGCCCGAGUCCAUGUCCAUGGAGCGGCGAGUGCUUCUCAAGGCCUUCGGCGCGGACCUCGUGCUCACGCCCGCCGCCAAGGGCAUGGGCGGCGCCGUCAAGAAGGCCGAGGACCUCGUCGCGUCGAUGGGCGACAAGGGCUACCUGCUCCAGCAGUUCAACAACCCGGACAACCCGAAGGUCCACCGCGAGACGACGGGCCCGGAGAUCUGGGAGCAGACCGACGGCAACAUCGACGUGCUGCUCGGCGGCGUCGGCACGGGCGGCACGAUCACGGGCUCCGCCCAGUUCCUCAAGCCCCUCAAGCCGAGCCUCCAGGUCAUCGCCGUCGAGCCCGCCGAGUCCGCCGUCCUCACGGGCGGCGCGCCGGGGCCCCACAAGAUCCAGGGAAUCGGCGCGGGCUUCAUCCCGGGCAACGCGGACACGUCGCUCUUCGACGAGGUCGUCCAGAUCGCGUCCGGCGACGCCAUCGACAUGGCCCGCCGCAUGGCCAAGGAGGAGGGCAUCUUCUGCGGCAUCUCGUCCGGCGCGGCGGUCCUCGCGGCGAAGAUCGUCGGCGAGCGCGACGACAUGAAGGGCAAGCGCAUCGUCGUCAUCAUCCCCUCCUUCGGCGAGCGCUACCUCUCGACCAUGCUCUUCCAGAACCUCUGGGACGAGGCCCAGCUCAUGAAGGCCGAGUAG